Colius striatus (speckled mousebird) is the source of this 2220-nucleotide messenger RNA. It is a transcript of the gene RWDD4, whose product is annotated as RWD domain containing 4. The record is from RefSeq and is a predicted model, not a curated record. The transcript is spliced from 7 exons. Gene Ontology annotation, molecular function: protein binding. The coding region runs from base 100 to 708 and encodes 202 amino acids. Lineage: Eukaryota; Metazoa; Chordata; Aves; Coliiformes; Coliidae.
UGUGGCCGUCGGGCGGGGCCGCUGGGGCCUCCCCGUGCGACACCGGCGGGGCCGCGCCGCGCCAGCGAGGCCCGCCCAGGCCCGAGGAGGGACCGCGCUAUGGCUGCUAACGAGGACCAGGAGAUGGAACUUGAAGCGCUGCGCUCUAUCUACGAGGGAGACGUGUGCUUCAGGGAGCUUAGCCCGGUUUCCUUCCAGUACAGGAUAGGGGAGAGUGGAGAUCCCAAAGCCUUUCUAAUAGAAGUUUCCUGGCCAGAAACAUAUCCGCAAACAGCACCAGUCAUAUCGAUGGAUGCUUUCUUCAACAACACAAUAUCUUCAGCUAUUAAACAAAGUAUAUUGGAGAAGUUAAUGGUAGAAGUUGAAGCAAAUCUUGGAACUGCUAUGACAUAUACGCUUUUUGAAUACGCCAAAGAUAAUAAAGAGUUGUUCAUGGAAAAUCAGCCUGUUAACACUGUGACUUCAGUAAGCAAUAGCAUUGCAACUGGAACUCCUGACGUGCCAGCAAGUAAGAAAAAAGAUAAAAAGGAGCAGUUAUCCAAAACCCAGAAACGAAAACUGGCUGAUAAAACAGAUAACAAAGGAGAACUUCCACGUGGAUGGAACUGGGUGGACGUAAUUAAGCAUGUAAGUAUUUUCAAGUUGGUUUUUUUUUUUAGCAUUAAAAGAUUUGCAAAAUGUAGAACUGUUGCUCAUUUUGGAUUCUGAUUUACAUACUUCUCAAAUGCUUUAAAAUGCUUAGUCCUUCUGAAUAUUACGAGUCAGAGGGCCUUUGAUUCUCCUUCGAACUUUGUUGGUUUAGUAUUUCUUUCCUAUUUAUUGAGCAAUUCAUAUGAGCAAGCAAAUGCAUUGCCAAUAUUCUGUCUUCAGAAUGCAUUGCCAAUAUUCUGUCUUCUGCCAAAAAAGGUGUAAAAUGAGGUUAGUGGAGGUUCUGGAGGGUUCUGCCAGGUUCUGGAAGGCAAUAAAUAAGUAAACAGGAGAAGGAAACUGUCCCAAGCGGGAACACUUUGCUGUCUCCUACAAGCUUGAGCAUUCUCUGCCGCAACUCCAGUGAAUAGUUCUUUUCUACUUGCUCCCUUAGCGUUGAUUUCUUCCACCCUCUUGUCUUUUCUGAUUCGGUAGAAGUCAGUAUAGCUGCUUGACAACUUUGAAAGCAAACUAUUUUAUGCGAUUAUAAGUAAUUCUUGGUGUAGUACCUAACACCAGUUAAGUAAGAGCAAGUAAACAAUGAUGAUGGGUUUGGGCAGAGUCCUUCUGAGCAAAAAGUGGCAGUUCAUAGUGGAUGUCUUAGGUUCCAGAUAGAUUUCACAAUACCUGCACUACAUUUAAUAAUUAUCAACCUAGCUUUAAAAAGAGAGAACUAUUAAGUUGAUGUAUCUUUUUCUAUUGUGUAAAUUUUUGCACGGGAGUUAUCUUUGAGGUGUGUGGAGUUACUUUUUCCCUUCAUUUUUUUUUUUUGGAGAGCUGGUGACAGAGCCUUCAAAUUAAAUAGAAACAUCAUACUGAGGCUUAUCUAGGGUUUUGGGUGGUUGUUUUUUUAAAAUCAGUGUUCAUGUUCAGGAAAUAAGCUCAUUUAGUGUUAAAGCUGAAGAAACAAGUUUUUGAUGCUUUUCAGUCUUUUGCUACAGUAGCAUAAAUAGUCUGUGUGAUUAUAUGUGUGUUCUAUGUAAGAUGGAGAUAAUGUUGUUCUUGUUUCCUAAUAAAUGGAAUGGCAGUCUAAACUUUGAAUACUUUCUUUUUGUGUCUCUUUUAUAGUUAAGCAAAACUGGUUCUAAAGAUGAUGAAUAAAGGACUUUGGUACAAGGAAACUCCACCUUUUAAUACAGUCCAAUUUUGUGUCACCAUCUUUCUCUUAAUAACUUUCAUAUUUGUCAAAGUAAACAUUUUAUAAAGCUCAAUUUCCUAACUGGCAAAGCUAGUCACACAAGUUUAUCUAUGUGGUCUUCUUUGGAAAAAACAAACAAACAAACAACAAACUUGCCUUAAAUGAAGGUUAGAAUGUGACAAAGGAUAUAGAGGGCCAUUGUGGUGAAGUGAAUAAUGCUAUCUGCAGUGUUUAUUAAUUUAUAUCUUACUCUGUAGUAAAAUCCUGUUAUAGUGAACCCAAUGAUACUGUAAACAUUUCAUCAUGUUCUUACUCCAAUUGAAGAAAAAACCACUAUAACAGUGAUUGGUCACUUGACAGCAUAAUUCAUCAAAAUAAAUUAUUCCAUGGAAACA